UUACCUAGCAUAUAAUACCAAAAUUUUAUGAUUCAUGUCAUGUAAUUUUUAUGUUGAAAAAUACUAUUAAUGCUUAGAGUUGGGAUGAAUUAUGCAAUUGCAGGUAUGUCCCAUUUGUGCAGCUAGGGUUGGUUUGGACUUGGUUGGGCACAUAACAACACAGCAUGGAAGUUUCUUCAAGAUGCAAUAUAGAAGGAGAUUCCGCAGAGGUUCACCUGGGUCCCAUUCAAUGCUAUCUUUGUUGAGAAAGGAUCUAAGGGAAGGCAAUCUACAAUCUCUUCUUGGAGGAUCUUCCUACAUGGCUCCGCCUUCUGCUGCGGCACCUGAUCCUUUCUGUCAAUCAUUGAUUUACACUUUACCUGUGGCUGAGGCAAUCAAAGAGAUGUACAACGAGUCUUUGGAUGAAGGAAGUCUGGUUAACAAGAGUUUAGAUGAAAAGGUUGCAGAGAGGGUGGAACCAUCUCUAUCUGACGAGGACCAGAAGGAGAGAGCUCGAAGGAGGGAAUUUGUACAGGAGCUUGUGCUCUCUACAAUAUUUGAUGACACAUUAUGAAGGAGUUCUCUACCACUAUGGUGGCUAAAGGGGCCGUUGAGAAAACGCCAGGAUCAUCAGCAAGCUGCGUCAUUGUUGUAAUUGUUGCUCAUCAUCUCCUUUGGAUCAGUGGGAGCAUUUAUUUGAUGGUUGUAUAUUUAUAACUGCCUUAAGAGAGGGAGGAGCAUGGAUUGUAUUUAUACAUUUAACAUUAGUAUCAAUAUCUGAAGCGACUAUUUCUACAACAACAA
Phoenix dactylifera (date palm) is the source of this 783-nucleotide messenger RNA. The record is from RefSeq and is a predicted model, not a curated record. Lineage: Eukaryota; Viridiplantae; Streptophyta; Magnoliopsida; Arecales; Arecaceae.